GCACUGAGGCAAGAUGGCGACCGAGGGUCAGAGCGAGUACGAGUCCGUCCUCUGUGUCAAGCCCGAAGUCAACGUGUACCGGAUCCCGCCGAGGGCAUCGAACCGGGCCAUCAGGGCUGCCGAUUGGAAGCUGGACGCCCCCGACUGGACGGGACGCAUGCGUGUGACGGCCCGCGGCAAACUGGCCUUCGUGAAACUGGAAGACAAAAUCUCUGGGGAAUUGUUUGCCCAGGCACCAGUGGAGGAGUUCCCUGGCCUCACAGUGGAAACAGUCAGUGACUCAAGUCGUUACUUCGUGCUCCGCAUCCAAGACGACAACGGCCGCAGUGCGUUCAUAGGCAUCGGGUUCGGAGACCGAGGCGACGCCUUUGACUUUAACGUUGCACUUCAGGACCACUUUAAGUGGGUGAAACAGGAAGAUGAAUUCACCAAGCAGGCGCAGGCUCCAGACACCACUCCCAAACUGGACCUGGGCUUCAAAGAGGGACAGACCAUUACUCUCAAUAUUGGGCAAUCCAAAAAAAGGGACAGGGCUCGUCCGCAGAGUUCCGGCGGCUUCGGGCUCCUUCCACCUCCACCCGGGGGAAAGCUAGCGCCGCCCCCUACACCGAAAUCCACCAAUCACAACACAGAAGAGUCUGCAGGACUAGGUGACGAUGGUUUCUUGCUCGACCUGGACUCCAGUAACUUCAACUCAGUGGCUCCACCCAACCCGACCUCCACAUCCAGCGCUGACUUGUGGGGAGACUUUGACUCCGUAUCCCCGAAGUGAGGAGAUAUUCCCUCUUUCUUUCCUCCCUCUUACUGUAACGCUUUGUAAAUUUAUGCAGCAGUUUUUUGCAACUUCGUUUUCCCCCGUUAUUUGGGGGUAACCCCUACGUCCGUCUUUAUUUCCAUUCAGUUUCUCAAAGCGUUGGUUUAGCCUGAGAUGCACCCGGACCUCAAAGCACAUUUAGACGAUCGGUCACCUUGCAAACAACUUCCAUCGGUUUGGUUGGGGUUCGUGUUUCCUCGCUCUGUCUGUGUGUUCAGUCCCGCUCUCUAGUUUCAUUUAGAUUUCUGCCUUUGCCCUUUUCCUAACAGUGUUUUAUUUGCUAAUUUCUAUGGUAAAGUAUACACAAUAGAAAUAAGAUGAAGGGAGACAUAAUCAGAAAAAGAUCUGAUAAUGAAUACUAAUAAAAUACAAUAAUGAAUGAAUUUUAUGUACAGAGAUAAUUUAUUUUAAAUGUAUAUAUUGUCGGUAGUUGUAAGUAAUGCCAUUUGUGUCGUCAACUGUCUGUAGUGUAGCUUCUCAUCAAGUCUCCCGCAGUGGGACUGACUAUAUGCACUGACUGACAGUCCGGCCUGUCCCGGUAGUUACUAAUGUAUAGUCCAUAUUAAAGGCAGGGAAUUAUCUAAUAAUAGACUUAGCUUAUUGUGAAGUUUACCACUAAAUGAUUUUACUUGAAGGAAACCUGAGUAGAUGUGCUCUCUAGCACUCUCUGGUGGGCCUGUCUGGAGAAGACGCAGCUUCUGAUCAUUUCACUGGAGAUGGGUUUUGUGUGAAUGGUUUUAUCUGUAAAAUCAGCACAGAGAGAAACGGGAAGUGGAGAUGUCGGCUGCGGCCGGGUCUCAGCAAAGGAAAAGGAGGCAUCAAGUGCUUUUAUCUUUGCCUCAAGCUGUAACAGAGAUGAUUUAGUCCAUGUUAUGUCAUCUCCACUCGGCACAGCUGUUAAAGCUGUGACUGGUGAGUCAUCCGUGUCACGACCUCUUUCCUCCUCAAUGAAUAGGUCUGUGUUUCAGCGCUGCCCCGAAGGGCUUCACCUCCUUCAUUCUCCAUGAGAAGGGGAGCAGGUCGUUCAGCAUGUUGCUCUGUACAAACAAGAUUCAACUUCAGCCCCCGGGAUCAGAUCUAAUGCUAUCGAUGCUUCUCUGAUGCAGACAAAUGCAACGUGGGACCAAGUCAGUCGGUGUUCGAUGCCGUGUUUUGUUGUGAUAUUGUUGUGUAUCAAGAGAUUGGAUCAUGUUACACUGAUAUCACACCCACACACACGUGUUGUGACAGGUGUGCAGUGACCAGUGGUGUGACGAUGGCUGUUGACAGGAGCGCACAGAGAGUGUGUGAGUGUGAAGCCCUAACAGUGUUUGUCAGUGUUUGUUUACUGUUCAGAUUAUAUGCAUUUCUUCCAAACGUUACUUGUUAUUCAAACUGUAUAUGUGUAUGGAGAUGUAUAUGGAAUUGAAUAUUCAAAGAAAAACAUAAAGGUAUCACUUAUUGACCAUAA
Limanda limanda (common dab) is the source of this 2264-nucleotide messenger RNA. RefSeq names its product adaptin ear-binding coat-associated protein 1-like. Lineage: Eukaryota; Metazoa; Chordata; Actinopteri; Pleuronectiformes; Pleuronectidae. The coding region runs from base 14 to 772 and encodes 252 amino acids. The record is from RefSeq and is a predicted model, not a curated record. Gene Ontology annotation, cellular component: clathrin vesicle coat; membrane. The transcript is spliced from 7 exons. Gene Ontology annotation, biological process: endocytosis.